AUGCAUAGGGCUUAUGACCCGGGACAAACGAUACGCGAAAAGAGUUUGAGCUCUGGAAAACUUAACUCUGAACGCUUUUCUCAUGACGCCAAGAGGUUUGUAGACUUGUUCCCAUAGGUUUUCAUUUCUUCUUUUCUUAAAAAUCCAUCAUUUCCCCAGAUUUUAUCGCUUUCUAUCGUAAUCCUUGUUUUCCAGGGAGAUGGAGAAUGGAGUCUCCCGUUCUUCUCUCGUUCACGGUACUCAGGCGAACCCAAACUCUGACACCUGGUACGAUACCGACGCAUUUCUACUGGUAAGUUCUUCUUCCCCACUCCUCUUCUUCUCAAAACGUCUAUCAACCGUUUGCAUCAUCUUGAGAGACUCUAUUCCUCGCUUUUUCGUUUAUUUUUUCUUUCAAGGCGAGAAUCGCCCUUAAGAUAUCAAAUUCGUAUCGAGUGCCGAUUCUCGAAUGUCUCUCGUCCCACUUUGCACUAUUUCGUCACUCACUCGCUCACACUGUAUAUCCAAGCCUCUUCUCGUGCGCGAGAUUUCACAUCAUGGGCGAAGUUUGAUCAAGUGGCCAGCAGGAGCACCACUACCCCUGCAGCAGCGGGAAAAGAGUUGAAUCGGAAAAACAGUUGGGAGUUUUAUUUUGAGGACAGUAGCCUUUUGAUCAAAAGCAUCCAUCCGCAUCAUCAAAAUAUUUGCUGUUUGUGUUUACGGAAUGGAAAAACCAACCGACAUGUCAUUUCGGCCGGAACGUCAGAAAACAGAGGCCUGAAGAAAACAAUGGCGGUGACGUUUUUGUGCUAAUUGGUGUCAUUUGAGAUGUUUCGGGCGAGUCGGCGGCUUGGGAUUACGUCAUAUUGAUCUGUUGAUCUGAUGUUUCAUGGAAGUUGAUUCAUGGACCUUGAUUUCGAAACACAGAGUGCACUAGUUAGGAAUAUAAUGAUAAAUCUACAUAAAAUCGGACGCUUCCCAGUGUCCCUUAUAUAUUUGAACUGAACUUCUGGAAAUGUCGAACUGAUUUGCUAGAAUUGAGAGAGUUUCCAUGAUUGAUAGAGUCUGGUUCUAAUUAGUGAGACUAGUGUCGAAUUCUGUUCCGAUGCUUUUGAUUACAUUCCGAUAUUAAACACGCAUUUCCUCUGCGCAUGCCGUCCCCAAAAAACGUUCUUCAAACUUUGGUGUCGUUCGUUCUCCGUCCCGCUUCCUAUAAAUUUGCCCGCCGAAUCAGUUCGGAUCGUCGUAGUUUCUCAUCCGAUUAUCGGCUCAUUUAACAUGCUACUCGCCGUUGACCACACACGACGAUGCCCAGGACGGCGAGCAUAUUCUGUUUCUUGUUUGCUCAAUCGUUCCAAACCAGCUUUCACGCAAAAAUGAUGGGGAGGGAGGAAGAGUCAAAGAAAAGCUUGGAGCAAGUGAAAAAAACGGUUUUCGCGGCUCCCGUCAAGUGCCGCGUGUGUGCUCAGGCUUUCGGUCACGCGGCUCGCAAGCAAAGCGAUCUAAUGGACACCUUUUGACGUUGAAACAGAAGAGUUGAUGAUUGGUCACUAAAGGUGUAGUAUAGCCCUUUUCACUUUUGAAUAAAGAUGAGCAUGAGGAAAGAUAUUGACACUUGUUUUUGCGCGAAAGCCUUCCUCGUCCUUUGUUUCGCUGAAUGUUUGCACACAAUGCCACCGUGAUCACAAUAUUCCGCCUGUACAUGACAUAAUUUCUUUGCGGGGUGAUUUCGAAAUCACCCAUUGCAAUCUUUUGAAUGAUCAACGUCAAAUUGCAUAGUCUUAUUGGUCUACCAAUGAACUCUCGUGAAAAAGAAAAAGUAGCACUUCCGACAGGAGGAAAAGGAAUGUGAAGCAUCUUGAGAACGGACACUCAGACACUCGAGUGUCAUCUCAUACCCCCUCUUCUUAACCUGCCCUUUUACGAAUCAAAAAUCUUUAGGACCAAGUAAAGGAAGUGCUCAACAAGCUGAGCGAAGGAUCAAUUGACGAUGAGAUUUGGGGGAAGAUUGUUAUUAUGGAACGGUGUAAACGUGUGGCGAAAGCGUACUUGAGGAAAACCACUGUUAUCAUCGAUGGUUCCGAGGAUGAAUUUGAUGGAAAGACACUGGGGUUUAAUCACUUUGAAAACCCUACGAGAGAUGAUCAUACCAAAGAGAUCCGAGCAAAAAUCGCUGACGUGAGCAAAACACAAAUGAUUUUUCUUAGUUUUUCACAUAUUUCAGGGUGUGAUUCUGAAAAUGGAUUACCAAGGAAACAUCAAAGGGAUGUCUCGUGGAGCAACACCAAUUAUCUGUCAAGGUUGGAAAGAACCACGCAACAACUGCAUAUCGGAUCGAUUGGUUCGUCUGCACGGAAAACUAAAUCAUGGUGCAUCGGAGGAUGAGAAAGCCUACAAGGUGUUCGACAUGCGGAAGUUUAAGCAUGCUCUGGAGAGAGAACUUCAUGAUGGUACCCCGGAUGCUCGGACGUUGCUUUUAAAGACAUGUAUGAGAAUUGCAUUGGUGAAGGUAUGUGAUUUACUCUUUCAAAUUGACACAACUUUGUCCCAGGACGGUGCUGACAUGAAUCGGACGCCCUGCUGGUUUGCUGUCGUGAACUUGGUCGCCUUGGACAUGAUAAAAGAGAAGAUUCCACAAAUCAAAUCUCUCCGUAAGUAAUCUCAUUUCUCAUUCGCUUCUAAUUAUUGAGAAUUAUAGUGAAUGGUAACGCGUUGCCAAUUGUCAAUUCACCGCCGCCAUGCGCUGCGCCGGAUGCGGCUGGCAUUGACGCUCAAACAUUGACACAAAUCAUUGCUGCCGCGGUAACACAGGCCAACAAGGGGUACCCGAAACCUCCGACUUUGAAAACUUUGACCAAUGUGCUCUGUUUCCAGUGCGCCGACCCCGACCAACAACAAUAAUAGUCAGAAUUUGACAAUUUCGCCCGAGCAGUUAGCUCAAAUUGCGUCUACAAUCAGUAUUGCCCAAACAAACACUUUGAGAACGGCCGAUUUGGUGAAAAAGGAACGUCAGAAGUAAGAUGAAGAAGAAAGAUUUGAUUCUGAAGUCUGAUUUUCAGAAAACCUUACCACUGUUCGACGUCGUCAUUAGAUUCAUCUGGCGAAGAUUCUUCUGGUCGUCGCUCCGAAGCUUCUACUGCCGUGAAGUCGCGUGCAAAACGAUGGGAGCAGGUUCAAAAAACCAAUGAGAGAGAAAAAUACACGGAAACUCCAGACAUCAAAAUCUUGGACGUGAGUUUCAUUUCUAAUGCUAAUUUUAUGUGAACUUCAACUGUUUCAGAAGUCUCGAGGAGCUCGUGCUCACCGUCCUUUGCUCCAAGACGUGAUUUUCACAAGAAGUCACUCUAUCACAAGUGAUUAUGAUAGCAACAAGGAACACUUUGACUCGGGAAGCUGGAGUUCUACUCAAUCCAGAUAUAAAGUUUGAAAAUUUUCUAGAUAUCUGAAAAAAAGAAUGUACAGGGUGGCCGAUCGACGUCAUCCUCUGUAGUUUCUGACCACGAACUAGCAGCUCUGGCUCGAGACGAACUCAAGGAAACAAGUGAGAUCAGAGAAGCGAACGCCGUGAGCGAAGGUGAGAAAACACAUUUUCCAAUAAUAUCCUCGUUCAUUUUGCACACCAUCGUGUUCCAUUUCAUCACAUAUUCCCGCACUCCACCCACACGAACUGCUCCAAUUCAGACGACGAGCCACCAACUAACCCACCAUCGCCUGCUCCAUCGUCAAAAGGGCCAACACUGCCACGCAAAGACUAUAACCCGUCACCAACACCAACUCCCGAGCACGUUGUAGUCAGCACCCAAGUCCGCAGUUUCACCGCCUCCACCGCCGAGCAAUACCAGCCGAAACUGGAGGGCGCGGCGGUGUGGAGUCCGCAGAAGCCCGAGCUCGCGUCACCGCUUCCAUCGCCUCCGCCACCACUCCCCAAAACACCGCAACCCAACAAUGGUAUGCUUUUCAUUUUGUUCUGUUCUGCAUUCUUCAACCUGCUAGUAACUGAAAUCUCAUAAGUUUUUAUUCUUCGAUAAGUUCCACAAUCGCACCCCUAUAGGCACGAAUAUGUUCCGGAAUCUGAAACUCAAAUGGUUCCCAUCAUACAUGGGUAAGUGUUCAUCGGGCCUGAAUCGAUUCUCCUCAAACACUCACAAAGAAACUGCCCGUAUUUAUUGAUUGAUUUACAGGAAAAAUUUUGGUUGCCAAAUGGAAAACUUGGAGUCUGUGAAUUCUUGAAUUAUAUAUUGCUCGGCAUUUUUAUGAAUCCAUACCGUUCUAGUUGUAGUAAAGCUUGUAGACAAUAUGUGGACAUACAAUAUCAAAAAUAUAAAUUCCAACGCUUUAAUCCCCCGCUUUCGCCUCAUCACACUUCAAUUUCAGGUCUCCCCGUUGCUUCGCUGCCAUAUAAUCAGAAUAACAACGCGUAAGUCAAAUAACUCCUGGAUUUGCAUUUUGAUUUUCAUUGCUAGUAGGGCUCCUGUCAAGCUUUCAUUUAUGUAUUCGUUUCAUUCAUUUUUAUUUCUCUCUGCUUCAGCUUCAAAUCCAACCCCGCGUUUUAUGAGCGCCAUCACGAAAUGGUAACUGUCAUGGUUGUGUGGCUACAGUUUUCUCAGUUUUCUUGUGUUGCUUUGUGCCUCUCACCAUUCAACCCCAAGCCGAACCGCUAAUUCCCUUUGUGAAAGACUUUGAAGUGUCUGUCUCCUUGAAUUCGUCUUAUUUCCACUUUUGUGUUUCUUUUUGAAUGGUUUUGUUGAUGUGGCACUUGAUAACUCGAAAAUCUGUCGGGAAAAUCGAAUUUUUUUUCUGGAUAAGAUUUGAGGGUUAUCAACGGUCUAACUACGGGUUGUGCAGGGGACGGUGUUUCAGAGCCAGCUUCACCCGCGCCGCAGCGAGGAGAUGGAAGUUUACUUCGGCCGAUCCCCGGUCCAGUCCGAUCCUCCACGCAACCGAUCGAGCCCGUUCGUCAGCGAGCUCCGUCAAGUGAGGCAUCAGUUCACUUUCAGACUACAGUACACCAUUUGCAGGUCCUCGAGCAACGAACGAGCGGUUUGCGGAUUGCGCGCAACCACUCUCAACCAGCCGCAGCUCAUCCCAGCUUGCGACCAUUCGCCAACGCUCGCCAACUCCAUCACGCCGCUACCCAACCGUACAACAGCGCCAGCAGCAACUGCAGCAGCGGGCGCAACACUCCGGAAAGAGCCCAUUCACAACUCGUCGCAUCUUCCUCACACCAAGUGCUCCGAGGACUCCGCAGAACUCCCAAUCAACAGUAUCAGGAGCAGCAACAGUCACAACAGUCAACACAACGACUCCCUCCAUACAACUACGGCCAAUCUACUCUGGUGAGCCGAAAAAAGUUACCUACUAUUCAAUUUAUCCCAUUUUUAGUGUCGAGAGCAAGCUCCAGCAGUUCGAGUCAACCGCACGGGAUCGCUUCCAUGGGGUCAAUGGCAACAUGUGAGGCGAACUCACAUGUGAUCAAACUUCAGCUGACCUAAUCAAUCAAUUUCAUUGAAAAUUUCACUCAAAAAACCUAUACAGUGAGUAGAAGCACUCAAUUCGUCAUAAUAUAGUGUACGCUCGCACUAGGUUUGUUCUCUCUCAUCAAACCUUUCAUCCACCAAUAUAUCGGUUGUAUGUAAAUAAUGGGACACUUUUCUUCGUAGUGUAUUUUAUUUAAUUGUAUCAUAACUCUAACUCUAACUCUAAUAAUAAUUAUAAUGCUAUGAAAAUGAUGAAAUUCCAUCGUUUGCUCAAUUUAGUUUCCAUCCCUACCACUGUAUUACUUAACAAUCCCUCCGUAAUUGUUUCUAUUCGCGUACAAGUCUUAUGUGUACUUCUUUACUUUUGCUCUUCACUUUUUGUAAUCACUUUGUGAUCCGGUAGUAAUUCUAUAGCUUGAUGAUCAUUUCAUUUUCUUCUAUGGAAAUAAACGCGUGCUCACUUUCAUUCAGAGUUAGUUUUUUGUUUGAAUUUAGACAGUGUGUGUUGCAUUCCGGGUAUUUCCAGGCUUCUAAUUGCAAAAUUUCCGAAAACAAAAAUGGCAAUACCUAACCCGCCAUGGUGUCCGGCAAUGGUCCUUCGUGACAGUCAGAUGGCCCUCAGGGACCAGACGAUUUUUUUCGGGAUGAGUGACGAUAAACGACGUUUUUCCUCUAUCAAGGAGGACACUCAAUUUUUUUCGGAAUCUGGCCGAAUCUUUCCCAGAUUUUCAGAUUUUCAAAAUUUUACCGUUUUUAUAACGGAAGUUUGUCAAUGCAAUCUCCCCCAUAUCUUAAUGGGACCGUUAUCGUGCCCGAUUUCAAUUGAUUCGCGUGCGCGUUGCAAGUGCGCUCCAAUGAGAAACGUCCUUGCCGCGACACUUCUGUGUACGUGUGUUUCUCUCUCUCCUUCUCUCUCUCUCUCUCUCAUUGUGAAUUUUUACAGUUUUUCUUCAUUUUUCAGAUGUCCACUACCAAUUAUCGACAUCAAAAGCAAGAUGUUAUCAGAACACCGUGAGUAGUACCUUUUUUAGUAGUUUUUCUGCCGAAUAAUCGAUUUUUAGAAGCCACGUCUACGUCGAAACAAAACAUUGGGUCGAAGGGAAAUGGAGUGUCAAUCGCGCGCCCUACCCUCAUGAUUACACAUUGAGAACGGUCCUCGAAUAUCUCAGCUCGCAAAAUAACGACGCCGAAUUACCGGAUUUGAUGUUCCUUUCGGUGAACCUAGAUGAGCGGGAGGAGAGAACCCUUCUCGAACUCGCCACCGACGGACAAGUGGUCGUGGAGCUGCUGUAUCUUCCGGAAACGUGCUUGGAGGAGAGAGAGUGGAUCGGAAGCUUGGAUAAUCGAGAGAAAAUUUUGGGAAUUAAGAAGAAUAUUCUCGAGAUGAAUAACAGAACGGAAAAGACAAUUGUAUCGUAUGUGCCGGACAGAAAAGAGUUUUUGGAAAUGUGUUAUGUAAGUCUUCGAUUAUUGUAUUUUUCGUAAAACAUUCACUACUUCCAGUUCUGGCCAACCUUCCCGUUCAAUGCCAAACAGAACCACUGGGCCAAUCGCCUCGGCGUCGACAAAAAAGAGCUCCAGGAGAUGAGCUCCUUUCGAGUUGGUCAUCUUGUAAUCGAUAUGGACCGGAAGACGAAGAAGAUGACUCGAGUGCGUUAAUUUUUGAAUUGUUUCAUCAUGAACAUGAUUCGUUUUCAGGCGGGAUCCAUGUGGAAAGAGCUUGUGGAGUUUGCUAAGGAACAGGAAGAGGAUGAGAAACAGACGAGGGCGUUUCUGUUGCAGAACUGGAAACAGAAAAUCGGAGAGAAUGAUACACAGUAUGUUGUGAAUGCACCCGAGGAAGUGGCGGAUGCCAAAGUCCGCUGGGCCAAUCCGCCGAAAGACCCCUUGAAUAGGUUCUACGUGACGGUAUGCGCUAAAGCCAUCAACGAGUACAGAAUGCUCGCCGUCCACCUCAAUACGUCCCCCAACAGUUUUCUCGAAGCAUACUUCAUGGCGGAACCUUUCCCAACGACUGGAACAAAAAUCACUUUCCGUCAGUACUGUCUGUUCGUAUCCCGAUGGGCUUGCGAGAAAGCUGGAGGAGUCCUUGACGUGAUUAGUCCGGAGAAUCAGCAGAAGUUGUUCGAGAUGAACUUUCAAAUGGAUACCGCCGAACGAGAGGAAUUGGACACUUUCUACGAACUCAUUGGAAUGCCUCGAUUCCGGGCUAAGCCUUCGAAGCAAUGA
Molecule: messenger RNA, 7685 nt
Organism: Caenorhabditis sp. 36 PRJEB53466
Lineage: Eukaryota; Metazoa; Nematoda; Chromadorea; Rhabditida; Rhabditidae
Source: the annotation of a GenBank genome assembly